Messenger RNA from Anneissia japonica, 1419 nucleotides. RefSeq lists its product as uncharacterized. The annotation marks the transcript as partial. The transcript has 3 exons. NCBI's taxonomy places the organism in Eukaryota, Metazoa, Echinodermata, Crinoidea, Comatulida, Comatulidae. The record is from RefSeq and is a predicted model, not a curated record.
UACUGUACAAUAUAAACAAUACAAUAGUGAUGUAGAUGGAUUACAGGCCAAUUAUCUAAUCUUUUAUGCUGUAAUAUACAAAGUAAAAACCGACAGAGAUCAAAGUAGUCAGGUAUUGAGAUAGUGGUGUUAAAGAUUAAACAAUUCUUAAUUAAGCGUACAUAGUAGAACAACCUAACUACUUAUAAGUGAAUCAUAUGAAAUCUUAAAACGUAAAUGGUAGAAUAUAUGAAUUAAAAUAUAUUAACCUAUAUGCCUAUAAAUAGGAUUAUACAAUGUACAGAUAAAGAUAUUUACAUAAAAACAGACAUAUAAAAAUGGGAUAAAAGAGGUCUUAAAAUUCCAAGCAAAAAGGCAUAAAAGCAAUAAUGAUGUGUGUGGUGUUUCUUUUUCUGAUACAGAUUUAAGGUUCAAUGUAAUUUUGGUUUCUCCUCCUGUAGCACCUUGAGCGCUACUGCAUUAGAUACAGUAUGUGCGCUUUAUGAGUCUUAUAAUUAUUCAUUAUUAUUAUUUUAUGCUGCACAAUUCAGUGCACUCUUUGGAAAAAGUGAUUACCUUUUGGUGUCACCACUAUAAGGACCCUGCACAAUCAAUUUAGACAAGACUGUAAUGAUUAAUUAUAUUGGCCAUUAUUGUUGUUGUUAUUACUGUAUUGGUAUUAUAAUCAUUGUUUUAAUAUUAUUAAUACAGUUACAGUAAGUGAUCAUUCAGAAUAAUAAUUAUACAUUACACUGGCCCAGCCCCACUUAAAUUUUUCGAUUUAAGGGGGACUGGGCCCUCCCUUCAAAUUUGAAGAAAAAAAGGAAAUUUUCAAAUUUUAAGUCUGAGAGUUUCAUUUCCAGCUAUCUAGGUGCCAUAAUUGUAAAUUUUCCUAUUUUAUCUCCAGCAUGGUGGGGCUGAGGUGGUGUAGACCCUCUGUCUUUCCUGGGCCCCUCUAUUUCAAAAUUUCUAGAUCUGCCAUUGCAUUAUUUCUUCUCAGUUUAUACAGUAAUUAGUUUUCAUGUGUUCUGACAUUGAUUAUCAUUUUGUAGGUGUUGCUGGACAAACACCACUACAUUGCUGUCUACGUGCUCAGGGUACUUAUGAUGCCCAGCGAGAAACAGCACUGUGCUUGAUAAGAUUUGGCGCCUCGGUCUACAAGAAAGAUAGAGACGGGAGUACCCCUCUUGAUUAUUAUGAUCGUAAUGAAUGUAGUCAAUACGAAGUAUCAACAAAGAAGGAAAAGAAAGAUGAACUUAAAAAAUUGCUUAUAAAGCUAUCAGUUCCAGGAGAAAUAUUAGCGAGAGGUCCUGAAGCCAUUAAAGCAUUCACAUAUGAAGUCCAGAAUGGGGAAAUUACGAUGGUUAAUUCUAGAGUCAUGUUCCUUGGCAAAGAAGGGGUAGGCAAGACGAGUUGUGUCCGUUCCAUGCUUGGCAAAGU